AAGAAAACAGUCACAGGUCACCGGUAUAUCUAGAAGUAGGAGGAGAAAGCCGGCUGAAGCCUUGCGUUCAGCUUUUACAUUGACAUAUGUUCUCGGUUGACAUCUGAGAUCGAACUUCAUUAUUUUCUUUUGUCAAAACAGAUCAUCAUGGCCAAGAAGAGAAGCGGAAACCGCGAGACAGAGAGCAGUCCGCUGGUAGAGCCGGAGCCGAGGCCCUCCAAACAAACUCCGGUCCUCAAAGGACCCCAGUCGUCAGGAGGAGCCUCCGCACGCAUGUCAAUCCUCCUCCUCAUCACUAUCUUUGCCUGUUCGGCUUGUGUCAUGUAUCUGCUGUUCAGAAAUUUCCCAGAACUGAGCGAAGACGAGAGAGAAAAAAUCAAAAUCCCUAAAGACAUGGAUGAUGCCAAGGCAUUGGGCAUAGUGCUGUCCAAAUACAAGGACACAUAUUAUACUCAAGUGCUUUUAGCAUACUUUGCAACAUACAUCUUCCUUCAGACGUUUGCCAUCCCAGGCUCCAUAUUUCUCAGUAUACUCUCUGGUUAUCUCUACCCUUUUCCAUUAGCUCUGUUCCUGGUCUGUCUGUGUUCUGGCCUUGGAGCGUCUUUUUGCUAUAUGUUGUCUUAUUUAGUCGGGAGGCCGAUGGUGUACAAGUACCUCACAGAGAGAGCUCAGAAAUGGUCACAACAGGUGGACAAGCACAGAGAGCACCUCAUUAAUUACAUCAUUUUUUUGAGAAUAACUCCUUUCCUUCCAAACUGGUUCAUCAACAUCACCUCGCCGGUCAUUAAUGUGCCACUGGGUGUCUUCUUCCUGGGGACCUUUCUUGGAGUGGCUCCUCCAUCCUUCGUGGCGAUUAACGCAGGGACGACUUUGUACAAACUGACCACAGCUGGCGAGGCCGUGUCCUGGAACUCUCUUCUCGUGUUGGGGCUUUUAGCUGUGGUCUCCAUCCUUCCCGUCUGCUUUCAGAAGAAAAUCCAGCAGAAACUUGAGUAGAGAUCAUCAUCACCCCCUGCUUGA
Molecule: messenger RNA, 1020 nt
Organism: Carassius auratus (goldfish)
Lineage: Eukaryota; Metazoa; Chordata; Actinopteri; Cypriniformes; Cyprinidae
Product: transmembrane protein 41B-like
Exons: 7
Coding region: 148-996 (282 amino acids)
Biological process (GO): autophagosome assembly
Cellular component (GO): endoplasmic reticulum membrane
Source: RefSeq, a predicted model, not a curated record